Messenger RNA from Symbiodinium sp. CCMP2592, 1743 nucleotides. The record is from the annotation of a GenBank genome assembly. NCBI's taxonomy places the organism in Eukaryota, Dinophyceae, Suessiales, Symbiodiniaceae.
AUGCGCAAACCCUGGCCAGAGCAGCAAUGUAGACCUGAUCUUGGUUUACAGCAAGGACCUCGCCACGGACGGCAUUGCCACGCCCAGUCCUAUGAGUCAGGCUUUGCACAGAAUGAGCACUGGACCGGUUGCUUCGGAGGCAUCAAGAAUUUCUCCGCCAAGCUUAGCCCAGAGGAAGACCAGUACGAUGAUCAGGGCUAUGCAACGAACAGGCACUGGGUCUCAGGCCCCAACAUGAUCUUUAAGCACAUCGUGGAGGCCAUGUUCACUGGUGCCUUUGCCGGUGAGUACGACAGCUUCUUCUGGAUGGAGAUGGAUGCUGUUCCUGUGAUGGCAAACUGGCUGGACAAGUUUGUGGAAGAGGCUGCAGAGAUGCCUGCCAUGAACAUGGCCAUCCGCGGCAGCCCCUAUUAUGGAGCCAACUGGCUCAUGUUCUCACACAUGAUGCCAUCCUAUCUGCUGAACCACAUCAACGGCAAUGCCAUCUACAACCUGCAGCACCCGUGGACGAAGUUCCUGUUCGACACGUUCACUGCAGAAGGCAAUGCCAACUUGAUGGAGGAGAUGGCCUUCGACACCGCCUACUCUGCUAUCACCGCAGCUGCCAUGGAGGGCUCCAACAGCAUGCUCGCAGCAGCAUGGGCAGCCAGCAACGGCACGGCCAUGACCUACAGCUCUGACACCGAGCUGAUCCGCAACUUCGCCAACACCUUGCUGAACAGCAGCCACGAGAUUGGGGGGUACAUUCGCCACGGCUCGAGGAAGAACGUUUUCGAGAGCCUGGCGGGCGACAUGGUCACGCUUGGUGUUCUCGGCCUCGAUGGUGAGAACGACCGCAUGCUGAGCAGCAUGUCGACCAACCACCCGUUCAAGAAAGUUCUCAUGCUGACGCACUACCCAGUGACGAUGUCCACCCAGACCAUCGAGGCGCCAGGCGGCGAUGUGACACUGACCAUCGAGAAAGCUGACCAAGGCCCACUCAUGCACAUGUGCGAGGUGGCAGACAAGGUGACGACACCAUGGUUCGCCUUGGCAUCCAACCUGCACCACAUCAAUGCGCCGGUGAGUGUGCUCAUGAGCAUGGGCGAGCCAGUGAUGCCGUAUGUCCUGGCUACUUCGCCCUAUUGCACCAGUCGGCCUGACUGCAAAGCGGCGUUGGAUCAGGCGGAGGAGCUCUUUGGCAUCUCGCUGAACUACCACCAUGACCUGAACGAGGUGCUCUUUAAAACUUCCGACGUGACGAGCUUCUGUGCUGCCUGGAUGACUGCCGCCGGCAACAGGACUGUCGAGACUUGCGACUUGGUCUUCGGGCCCACGGCGGACGACUUCGUGGCUUGGAAAUUUGCCAUGGGCAUGAACAUCACGGGUGUGCCAAGGGACAAGACACGCUAUGGCUGGAGACCUUGGACGACCCUUUGGGCUCCGAUGCCUGUGGAUGAAAGAAGCUGCUCCACCCCAGUGUACGGUGAAACGGAGUACAUGGAGUCACUCGCCUUCAUCUCCAAUUGCAGCCUCUACGUGGAGAAUGCCUCUGCCUGCGAUGCUGAUGCCAUGUGUCAUUGGAAGCCCAUGUUCGAGACGGGCAUUUGUGCCAUGCAGUCGACGGGCACCAACAUGGUCGUGAACGUCACGGUGCCGCCAGCCGCAACCACUGAAGAGCCCACAGAUGAGCUUCUCUCUAAUGCUUAUGGGACUGUGUCCGUUUUCGGUACAGUUUUGGCUCUGUGCAGGGCAAUUGCCUGA